This is a messenger RNA of Euleptes europaea (tarantolino), 3106 nucleotides long. RefSeq names its product SH3 domain containing 19 (gene SH3D19). The coding region runs from base 16 to 3051 and encodes 1011 amino acids. NCBI's taxonomy places the organism in Eukaryota, Metazoa, Chordata, Lepidosauria, Squamata, Sphaerodactylidae. The record is from RefSeq and is a predicted model, not a curated record. Gene Ontology annotation, molecular function: protein binding. The transcript is spliced from 20 exons.
UCGUGCUCGUCGCCGAUGGCUGAAGCCUGGAGGCUGGAAGAAGACGAGGAAGAGCGGAGAGAGCUCGCCAGGAGGCACAGGAGAGGCAACUUGAGCCCAGCGAACGAUCGUACUGAAAGAAAUAAACCUGACCACCGCUCUUCAGGCCAAGGCCCCCUGUCUUCCAUUAAAGCAGUAAUCAAGAGGACUUCCCGUACUUCUGGCCAUAGUGAACAGCAAAGAGAGAGAAGACGCCCUGAAAUCACUAUAGUUGCAGCUGAGCCAAUUAGGCCAUCUACCUGGUUUCCAGGUGGAAAUCAUGUCUCUCGGCAAGGGCUAGUUUUCCCAUCACCUCCCUCCCCAGGUUCCUGGAGAACAAAUGCACUUGCUCCAGCUGAGCCACCGUCAUAUGAACAGGUAAUCAAAGAGAUCGGUCAAGUGCAAGUCGGUACAACCAGUCACAACAAUGCCGCUGGUACUGCUAAUUCCAGAUGUACUGCUACAUCAUCGACACAGACUGACUUUCCAGAGGAGAUAAUCAGCAGUUCGCCAGUAAUUAAUGUGAAAAGUAAUCUGCAUGCUCUUUGUGAAUGUGAAACCACUCCAGCUGUACAAAUUCCUCACAGGCCGCCUAGACCAUUGUCCUCUCUACUGAACAACAAUCCUUCCAAAAACGAGGACCUAGUUGUCUUGGAAGAGCAGACAUGUCAGGAGAAACCUGAUGCUGUCACAUGCCCAGUGCCAAAACCAAGAUCAAAAGGCAAUCUGAAACCUGUUGGUAAAGAAACUCAAAAUAAUACAGAAGACAAUCAGGAAGAAACAAGCCAGUCAAGGGAAACCUCCUCAAUUCAGCUGGUAACUCUACUAGAUGAUAACUUAUUGGAUAGUCAUGUGGUGAUGAACGGAAUGGAUACAGAUAAGAGCCAAAGCAGUAUGGUAUCACGCAUCAAAGCUUUUGAAACACAGGCAAAUACAGAAACUUCAGGACUAGCAAAGAAGCCAGAAAUUUCUCCACGUUUAUUAGCCCCCAAGCCUACAGUUAGUGUAAAAAAACCUGUGGUUGCUUCAAAGCCAGAAGCUAUCAGAACUUCAGGUGAGUGGGAUUCAUGGACAGAAAGCAAAUUUAAGCUUGCUUCCCAGGAAAGACACCUUCAGCCUCAGGAAGCUGGGAGCAACAUUACAACCAAGCCCGAACUGCCAAAGAAACCCAAACCAGACACUGUAAAAAGCAGUAACAAUGGGCCGCUUAAUCCAGGGAGCAGAUGGACUUCAGAGAACACUGAAGGACAGAAAAAAUCCCCCGUUCCUACUCCCCGGCCUCUUGUACCCAAGAAGUCAGUAUCUUUUGAAAGUCCUGCAGUUCCUCUUCUUCCACUGCAACCAUCCAGUUCUGCUCCCAAACUCUCUGUAGCUGCCCAGUCAAAUGCGUUCAGGUCUCUGGGGGAGCCAACUGCAAGCAGCCUCUCGGCACCUCCCCGGCAGAGCACGUCAUCUAGGGAAGGAGAUCUGAUCAGCUUUGAGGAUGUUUUACCAUUUAACUCAGCUGGAGCUGUUCAAGAACUUACCCAUUCAGAAGCAGAUUUUGUAAAUUUGCUCUCCAAAAAUGAACCUGCAAAAGAACAGGUAAUCCAACCAGCUGUUGUGCGGAAGCCUACUGUGAUCAGAAUCCCAUCAAAAGCAGCAAAAGCUUUAAAUGAAGCUUCAGAAUGUCCUCCACCGCUUCCUAUUGAGAAGCCUAUUGGAAACAUAUUAAGUAUAUCAACUGGAAAGCCCAAUAACGUCAAAACAACAAAAAAGGAAUCUGAGUGUUCUAGUUUGACGCAGUCAUCUAAGAAUGAACCCACAAUGCCCCCAAGGCCUGUUGAGGGGAAAAUCAUACCAGCUCGACCUCCUGCACCUAAGGGUGCCCCAGGAAGGCCGCCACCACCAAAGUCCACUAAAACGUCAUCACAAACGGACAAUUUUUGUCGCUCGUCAUCCGACACAACCCUCCACAAAAAACACAGCAUGUUUGGAUUAGGAGUUAAAAGGGCAAAGAGUCAGAUCAGUAAAAAUCAAGAUCCAGUAUUACCCCCUCGGCCUAAACCAGGUCAUCCUCUCUACAAUAAAUACAUGCUUCCUGUGCCCCAUGGAAUUGCCAAGGAAGAUAUUUCUUCCCAAACUACUGGAAGCUUUUCCUGCAAGGAGUCAAACAAGACGCAGAAUGUCUCUGACACAAGUGCUCCUCAUGCGAUAGUGCGGCAUGAUUUUCUAGCAGAACAUCCUGAGGAUUUGGGCCUAAAUUCUGGAGAAACUGUUUAUCUUCUGAAGAAAAUAGAUGAUGAGUGGUACAGAGGAAAAUGCAAAAAUCGCACAGGGAUCUUUCCUGCCAGCUUUGUCAAAGUUAUUGUUGAUAUUCCUGAAGAAAGCAACAGGAAAAAGGUACCGUUUUCAUCGCCAAGUGUUACAGGCCCUAGAUGUAUAGCUCGAUUUGAAUACAUUGGAGAUCAAAACGACGAAUUAAGCUUUUCAGAAGGUGAAAUUAUUAUUUUAAAGGAAUAUGUCAAUGAAGAAUGGGCCAAAGGAGAGCUGAGAGGUGCUUCUGGAAUUUUCCCCUUGAACUUUGUAGAAGUUCUUGAAGAUCUCCCAGCACCAGAUGCUGGAGCAGCACUGAAGAAUAAGAAAGAGAAUUGUGCAUCAGUGACACAGUUGGAACAGCAUUCGGGAGAGUGGUGUGAUGCACUCCAUGAUUUUAUAGCAGAAACCAAUGAAGACUUAUCCUUUAAAAAGGGAGAUCGCAUCUUGAUACUGGAGCGUGUGGACUCGGAAUGGUACAGAGGGAGACUAAAUGGGAAAGAAGGAAUUUUUCCUGCCAUUUUUGUACUCAUUUGCUCAGAAGGACCAAAACCUCCACCAGGCAAGAGAAGAGGCCAGGCUCUGUAUGACUUCUGUGCAGAGAACGUAGAUGAACUCUCCUUCAAAGCUGGUGAUAUGAUAACAGAACUUGAAUCUGUAGAUGAAGACUGGAUGAGUGGAGAGUUACGUGACAAGUCUGGAAUAUUUCCCAAAAACUUUGUCCAGAUUUUUCAAUAAUUCCAAAGCUGAAAUCCACUUCAGAGCCUGGCCAUACAAGUGAACAGUUUUCCAG